Messenger RNA from Pangasianodon hypophthalmus (striped catfish), 2971 nucleotides. It is a transcript of the gene ap2m1a, whose product is annotated as adaptor related protein complex 2 subunit mu 1a. Lineage: Eukaryota; Metazoa; Chordata; Actinopteri; Siluriformes; Pangasiidae. Gene Ontology annotation, molecular function: clathrin-cargo adaptor activity. The transcript has 12 exons. The record is from RefSeq and is a predicted model, not a curated record. Bases 205 to 1518 code for a protein of 437 amino acids. Gene Ontology annotation, biological process: intracellular protein transport; clathrin-dependent endocytosis. Gene Ontology annotation, cellular component: cytoplasmic vesicle; AP-2 adaptor complex.
AAGCCGUCAGCUGACUUCCAGGCCGGAGGAGGGCCGGAGGGAGGCAGGGAGUCAUCCUGAGGUAAAAGAUCUCUGAUGUCAACGCUAAUCCUUUAGCAACCCCCCAAAAAAAGACGGAAAUCGGGUUGUUCCGCGCUUACUCCAGCGGAUCCUACUGAGGAGCGAGAAUCCGCCAUGGCAUGUGAGGCGUGAGGAGCAGCCACCAUGAUUGGAGGACUGUUCAUCUACAACCACAAGGGGGAGGUACUGAUCUCCCGCGUGUACCGCGAUGACAUAGGGAGGAAUGCGGUGGAUGCGUUCCGUGUGAACGUGAUCCACGCCCGCCAGCAGGUGCGCUCGCCCGUCACCAACAUCGCACGCACCAGCUUCUUCCACGUGAAGCGCUCCAACAUCUGGCUGGCAGCUGUCACCAAGCAGAACGUCAACGCCGCCAUGGUGUUCGAGUUCCUCUACAAGAUGUGCGACGUGAUGGCGGCCUACUUCGGCAAGAUCAGCGAGGAGAACAUCAAGAACAACUUCGUCCUCAUCUACGAGCUCCUGGACGAGAUUCUGGAUUUUGGAUAUCCUCAGAACUCGGAGACCGGAGCACUGAAGACGUUUAUUACGCAGCAGGGGAUUAAGGGUCAGCAUCAGACGAAGGAGGAGCAGUCUCAGAUCACCAGCCAGGUGACGGGGCAGAUCGGCUGGCGUCGCGAGGGCAUUAAAUACCGCCGCAACGAGCUUUUCCUGGACGUGCUGGAGAGCGUCAACCUGCUGAUGUCUCCUCAGGGUCAGGUGCUGAGCGCGCACGUGUCGGGCCGUGUGGUGAUGAAGAGCUACCUGAGCGGGAUGCCUGAGUGCAAGUUCGGCAUGAACGACAAGAUCGUCAUCGACAAGCAGGGGAAAGCCGGAGCGGGCGACGACACCGGGAAGAGCAGCGGGAAGCAGUCCAUCGCCAUCGACGACUGCACCUUCCACCAGUGUGUGCGUCUCAGCAAGUUCGACUCGGAGCGCAGCAUCAGCUUCAUCCCUCCAGACGGAGAGUACGAGCUCAUGAGGUAUCGCACCACUAAAGACAUCAUCCUGCCGUUCCGCGUCAUUCCGCUGGUCCGCGAGGUCGGACGCACCAAGCUGGAGGUAAAAGUCGUCAUCAAAUCCAACUUCAAACCCUCCUUACUGGCUCAGAAGAUUGAGGUGCGCAUCCCCACCCCUCUGAACACGAGCGGCGUGCAGGUGAUCUGCAUGAAGGGCAAAGCCAAGUACAAGGCCAGCGAGAACGCCAUCGUGUGGAAGAUUAAGCGCAUGGCUGGAAUGAAGGAGUCUCAGAUCAGCGCUGAGAUCGAGCUGCUGCCCACCAACGAUAAGAAGAAGUGGGCUCGUCCUCCCAUUUCAAUGAACUUUGAGGUGCCGUUCGCUCCGUCCGGCCUGAAGGUUCGCUACCUGAAGGUGUUCGAGUCCAAGCUGAACUACAGCGACCACGACGUGAUCAAAUGGGUUCGCUACAUCGGCCGCAGCGGCAUCUACGAGACGCGCUGCUGACCGCGCGAGCAGCCGACUCCCGUCCCACACCUUCCCUCUGAGAUAGGUGGAUGAAUUAAACAAAACAAACAGUAGAGAAUUAUGCAAAUGUGAACCGUGACCUGUGUGUAUGAACAGUUAUAGCAGAGAGAGAGAGAGAGAGAGAGAGAGAGAGAGAGAGAGUCGUAGUGUGAGAACGUCACAGCACUGCGCAGUGUUCAGGGUUUAUUACAGCAGAUUGUGGGAUGAAUCAGGGUGUGUCCCAAAUGCUAGUUAACAUCCUAGAUACAAAGCAAUUCUUCUGGUUAUCAUGCUGGUUACAGACUACGAAGGGGAAAAAAAAAACUCCUUACUGACUAGUUUGUUAGAAUGAAUUGUCAGUGACGUUUGGGACACGACCCCGCUGCACGAGGAAGGAGGAAGGAGGAAGUGGUGCAGUGCUGUGAGGAUCGAUGUGGUGUGAUGUGUCCUGCAGUGUUCGCUCUCUCUCUCAGUGUCUGAUCUCGCUGUCUGUAACAGUAAACGUAUAUAUAAAUAUAUUAAAAAAAACUGGGGGAAAAAAAGUGUCGUAUUCCUCUCUGCUCCCACAUGGUUACCCACCAAGCUGCAUUCGGAUUAAAGCCGUAACUCCGACCAGGAAAAACCAGUUAGCACUUCUUCCCUUUAAAUGAGUUACACUGCAUACACACACAUUCCAGUGGAUAUAAGAAGUUUACACACCCCUGUUAAAAUGGCAGGUUUUUGUGAUGUUAAAAAAAAAAAAAAUUAAACCAAGAUGAAUCAUGUCAGAACCUUUUCUAGCUUUAUUGUGAAAUUGCAAGCUGUAAAUUAAAGUGAAAAAUAAUAAGAGAAAAAUAAAAAAUGCACAAUACCCUGGUUGCAUAAGUGUGCACUCCCUAAACUAACACUUAGUUGAAGCACCUUUAGAUCAGUUCAGUCUUUUCUGGUAAGAGUCAAUCAGCUUGCUACAUUUUGACUUAGCAAUAUUUUGCCAUUCUAACGCUGUCAGACUGGCUGGGCAUCUCAGCCCUCUUCAGUUCACCCCACAGGUUAGUGACUGGGUUUAGAUCUGGACUCUGGCUGGGCCGUGCUAAAGCCUUGAUCUUGUAGUGGUAAAGCCAUUGCUUUGUUGAUUUGGAGGUGUGCGUCGGGUCGUUGUCAUGCUGAAAGGUGAAAUUCCUCUUCAUCUUAAGGGCUCUAGCAGAAGCCAAACUUACGAGCUUUAGCCAAGAUUGGAUGUGGGGUUUUUUUUUUUUUUUUUUGGUUAAAAAAGGCUUCCGUAGUGCCACUCUGCCCCUUACCACAGACAUACGAUGAACUCAGGAGCUACCAGCACUACUUAGUGUUUAACACCAGCUUGAAUGUGAUUGAUUCUAGGGUGAUUAUAGGAAGUUUUUUGGUUUUUAUUUCUGGUUGUCACUUGAUUUUUAUGUGCUGCAAUUUUACAAUAAACGUGAACAAGGUUCUGACAUGG